AUGGCUCUCGCAGUCGCCGCCUACUCAUUGUCAGUCCGCGCCUCUCAAGACGUCCCGUCAAACAGGGGGGAAAGCCUUCCUUCCAGUGCCGAUCAGCACAGAAGUCUACCUGGGAUAGUCUUUACCUGCCUCACCACAAUACUCUUGUGCAUCUGGUCGUCUGUGCAUAUCAAUGUUCCCGAGCCAGUGGACACCAGAGGCUUGAAUAGCUUCAAACGAUUGAAAAUCUGGAUAAAACUGUUCGUUAGACGUAAUGUAGUUCCCGUCAUAAUCACAUUGGUAUUCCCAGAAUGGGUUCUGGGAAUGGCGGUUCUUCAGUUCACAAGGGCCACUCAACUGGCCAAAAAGAUCGGUAUGAUGCGAGACCUCGUUUUAUUAUCUAUAAAUGACAGAUUCUCAUUAGGUGCAACUCGGCGGCAAGGAUUCUUCAUCCUAAUGGGUGGCUUUCACCUCUUUGGAAGAGGUCAGGUACAGUCAGUGAACAAGGCUAGGACGAACAUCGGAUAUUCAAAUCACCCACUGGAGUUAGUGGGAGAAAGUCACCAUGCACCGCCCGAAAAGAAAAGAAACGGAAUCGAAGAGGAGUUUGGGAAGCCUCUACACCCUCUUGAUGAAUUCGACGUCUGUCACUGUAUCGACACAGGCAAACUUCUCCUCCCAACUUCUGCCGAACUGGAUGACAAGUGCAGGAGAGAUGGACUCGCAAGGUUUGUCGUCGUAUUGCAAACCCUGUGGUUCCUCGCUCAGUGUGCUCUACGCAAAUUCCGAAAACUUUCAAUCACGGAACUCGAAAUUAUUACGCUCGGAUAUAUUCUACUCACCAUGUUAAUGAACGUUGCAUGGUGGGACAAGCCAUAUUGGGUGAAAUUCCCUGUGCGCGUAUAUGAAACACUACCGGAGCGCACAAACGAGCAAAAGGUGCUCAAGAAGAAGAUGGAAAAGGUCAAUCCUUUCGGUCUGCCCAUUGCGUAUGCCAUAGGCAUCCAGGGAGAUAAAUCUGUUGGUGCGCAGGCCACGAUCAUUGGCGGGAUGUUGUUUGCCGCUGUCCAUUUCCUUGCGUGGUCUUCAUCCGUUCCACCAGACCUGCCGCCUGCAACAGUCAUAGCACUGUGCUAUGCUGCACUGAUCGACCCAUGCAUUGGGCUGCUUGUGGGCACAUUGCUCAUUAUUUCCUUACCACUCUGUUACUGGAUUGGAAGAGGCAUGACGAUCCUAGUUACGGUAAAGACGCUAAAGUCGCUCCCAAUUGGCACAUAUCGAGGUCUAGAAUGGUUUGCCUUCUUCCCCCAUAUCUAA
Messenger RNA from Serendipita indica DSM 11827, 1296 nucleotides. NCBI's taxonomy places the organism in Eukaryota, Fungi, Basidiomycota, Agaricomycetes, Sebacinales, Serendipitaceae. The record is from the annotation of a GenBank genome assembly.